Messenger RNA from Humulus lupulus (European hop), 1205 nucleotides. RefSeq names its product cyclin-dependent protein kinase inhibitor SMR13-like. The record is from RefSeq and is a predicted model, not a curated record. The transcript has a single exon. Bases 590 to 1003 code for a protein of 137 amino acids. NCBI's taxonomy places the organism in Eukaryota, Viridiplantae, Streptophyta, Magnoliopsida, Rosales, Cannabaceae. Gene Ontology annotation, biological process: regulation of DNA endoreduplication.
UUUUGAGACUAUUAUGGGUAAUGAAUCAAGUUGAUGUCUUUAUUAUUUUAAUCAAUAUCUUUAAUGGAAUGUACCAAAAAUUUGAACUCUCAACACGGGCAGCGGUCAGUCUGCCCGUAUUUAUCCCCAUAUAAACAGCUUUCAUACCUAGAAUUCCGAAAUCUUGGUUUAUUAUCUCUCUCUGUUUCACCUCGAUAGGGUUUUAACAUUUCUAAUUAGGGCUUUUCAAUUUCAAGUGAGCUAAGCUUACACACAACAAGGGUUUUGGGGAUUUUUUUUUCUUCAGUUUCAAAGUCAUGAUUUUGUCAAGGUUUUUGAGUAGUGUUCUGUUCUGCUAAGGUUUAAAGUAGUGACCUUUGUUAGCUUUAACACAUAUAUAUAUAGAGUCUGAUCAUCGUCAUGAUUAUGAUCUCCAAUAUGGGUUUGUUCUAAAGUCUCGAUUUUUACAGAAGAAGAAGCCUCGAAAGUAUAUAUAUAUACACAUAUAUAUAUAUAGUCAUACAUACUAUACAUAGUACAAGCUUGAGUUUUUUCUGUCUUGGGUUUCUCUCUGUUUUUCUUUUCCUUGCUGUAAAACUAGUCAUCUCAAAUGGGUCCUUCUGGAAGAACACGAACAAGAACAAGAACAGCCAGAAAGAGCAGCAGCAGCAAGAGAAAAAGUCAGUUGAUCAAGAAGAGUGUGGUCGAACGACAAGAGAAAGAAGAAACGACAACAAGUUUUAUCCAAUCGUCGCCGUCGUUGUCGUCUUCUUCAAACGACGAGUUGCCGAAAACAGAAGGCAUUGAGUUCGAAGCAGUGGACGACGUCGUUUCGACAAGCGGUUGCUCAACGCCAAAAGGUCAGAGAUAUCGAAUACCAGAUGUGGUGACGUGUCCACCAGCCCCAAAAAAACAAAGGGUUAUCUCCAAUAAUUUCUCCAUUCAAAGAACUCCCAUUGCUUUCUUUGCUCCACCAGAUUUAGAGCUCUUCUUCUGCUUAGCAGUUCGCGGUAUUUCAGUUUAAAUUAAAAUAAAAAAUAAAAAAAAAAUAGUAUAUUAUUACUAUUAAUAAAGUGUGUGACUACUCUUCUUAAUUUAUAUAUAUAUCUAUAUAAAUAUAAUGGUCCAUUUAUGAUGAUGAUGAUGAUGAUGACUUUAAUUAGUCUUUAUUUUGAUUGAUCAAAGUGUUUGAAUGUUUUUCUCAAGAGAGAGAGAAAUUACUACUA